AUGCAGAAUUUUUUGAAUCUUAGAGGCUCUAAAGGCAGCGCUGGAGAAGGCGGUAUUGCUGAUGAUCCUAUGGGUUUCGCAUCUCAUGCCAGGGAGAGUGCCAAGCAAGCAGAAACGAUGAAGAAAAUCAACGAUGUGAUUCCUGGAGACACAAAGCAAAAGAUAGCCAUCAUGAACAAAAUUAACGAUGCUACAGGUGGUAAUGCUAUGAAAGUAGUUAUGGACGUCAAGAAUAAUUCAUCCUCUGCUCAAGAGGCUUUCGGCAAACUCCAGAGUCAAUUCAAAUUGGAUAGCCCUCUAUUUUGA
Schizosaccharomyces cryophilus OY26 is the source of this 306-nucleotide messenger RNA. RefSeq lists its product as uncharacterized. The record is from RefSeq and is a predicted model, not a curated record. Bases 1 to 306 code for a protein of 101 amino acids. The transcript has 2 exons. NCBI's taxonomy places the organism in Eukaryota, Fungi, Ascomycota, Schizosaccharomycetes, Schizosaccharomycetales, Schizosaccharomycetaceae.